CAAAAAGCAAACCUUCAUUUCAUUAUUUUUAGUGAUGAUGCUGAGCUGAAACUUUUGGAAUGUGUGAAAACAUUGGUAUUGAAAGCCCAUGGUGAAAAUACUGCAAUCAAUGAACUGUAGAGGUCAUUGAGUUUGUGAUUCCCCACGACCCUCGUUUUCAACAAACAGGAAGUUUCCAAAAAGAAUUGAAAAUGGCAUCAACGAGUCGUGGUCCAGGAAGACCCAAGCCACUGGCUGCUAUGGUAACAUGUUCCUACCACCCAGAGGCAACUCUCAUAGAAGAUCACCAUGCAGGGGACAUGAUCUGCUCAGAAUGUGGACUAGUCGUUGGGGAUAGGGUAGUAGAUGUUGGCUCAGAAUGGCGAACAUUUAGCAAUGAUAAAGACACUAAAGAUGCAUCUCGUGUUGGUGCAGCGGAGAAUUCCCUUCUCUCAGGUGGAGAUUUAUCUACAAUGAUUGGUCCGAGUACGGGGCCUGCAAGUUUUGAUGCUGACGGGAAACCUGUUUAUAGAAAUAGAAGAACAUUGAACAGUUCAGACAGAGCACUGUUAGCUGCCUUCAGAGAGAUAAGUCAGAUGGCAGACAGGUUGAACCUCCCCCACAUGAUAGUGGAUCGUGCCAAUACACUUUUCAAGCAGGUCCAAGAUACAAAAUCUCUAAAAGGUCGAAGUAAUGACGCAAUUGCCUCAGCAUGCAUGUACAUUGCAUGUAGGCAAGAGGGGGUACCAAGAACAUUCAAAGAAAUAUGUGCAGUAUCAAAGAUCUCUAAGAAGGAAAUUGGUAGAGUCUUUAAGUUGAUCUUAAAAACCCUGGAAACGAAUGUUGAUCUCAUUACAACUGGUGAUUUUAUGUCUCGAUUCUGUUCCAAUCUUGGACUGUCCAACAAGAUCCAGCGCUGUGCCACCUACAUUGCAAAGAAAGGAGUUGACCUUGACCUUGUGUCUGGUCGUAGCCCGAUAUCCAUAGCAGCUGCUGCCAUCUAUAUGGCUUCACAGGCAUCAAAUGACAAGAAAGACCAAAAAGAGAUUGGAGACAUAGCUGGAGUAGCAGAAGGGACAAUUAGACAGUCCUACAAACUGUUGUAUCCAAGGAGAGCUGAUCUUUUCCCUGAUGACUUUGUCUUUGCUGUCAGGCCAGAGAACCUUCCUACUAACUGA
Owenia fusiformis is the source of this 1157-nucleotide messenger RNA. The record is from the annotation of a GenBank genome assembly. NCBI's taxonomy places the organism in Eukaryota, Metazoa, Annelida, Polychaeta, Sabellida, Oweniidae.